This is a messenger RNA of Melospiza melodia melodia, 1808 nucleotides long. It is a transcript of the gene ETV6, whose product is annotated as ETS variant transcription factor 6. Lineage: Eukaryota; Metazoa; Chordata; Aves; Passeriformes; Passerellidae. Gene Ontology annotation, biological process: cell differentiation; regulation of transcription by RNA polymerase II. Gene Ontology annotation, cellular component: nucleus. The coding region runs from base 108 to 1460 and encodes 450 amino acids. Gene Ontology annotation, molecular function: DNA-binding transcription factor activity, RNA polymerase II-specific; sequence-specific DNA binding. The record is from RefSeq and is a predicted model, not a curated record. The transcript has 8 exons.
CCGCGCCGCCGCGCCGGGAGAGGAGCGGAAAGUGGGGAAAGCCCGAGAACUUCCCGUCUGCCCGCCCGCGCCUGCCCCGUCGGGCUCCGCCGAGUCCCUCCAGAGAGAUGUCCGAGACUCCUGCUCCGUGUUGCAUCAAGCAGGAAAGAAUUUCGUACACACCUCCCGCGAGCCCGGUACCAAAUUACACCUCGUCACCACUACAUGUCCCAGUGCCUCAGGCCAUCAGGAUGGAGGACGACACCUACAGAGUGCCAGCACACCUGCGUUUGCAGCCAGUUUACUGGAGCAGGGAAGAUGUGGCCCAGUGGCUCCAGUGGGCAGAGAAGGAGUUUUCCUUGAGGCCCAUUGAGAGCAGCACCUUCGAGAUGAACGGCAAAGCUCUGCUGCUCCUGACCAAAGAGGACUUUCGAUACAGGUCCCCUCAUUCAGGUGAUGUUUUGUAUGAACUCCUUCAGCAAAUCCUGAAGCAAAGGAAAGCUCGGAUGCUCUUCACACCCUUCUUCCACCCUGGGAACUCUAUCCAUGCUCAGCCAGAGGUCAUAUUGCACCAGAAUCAUGAUGAAGAUAGCUUUGCGCAGAGAACCCCGAGGCCAUCUGCAGAAGCAGUCCACCACAACCCCCCAACCAUUGAACUGUUGCAUCGCUCGCGGUCGCCCAUCACCAACAACCACCGUCCAUCGCCAGACCCCGAGCAGCGCCCGCUCAGGUCCCCCAUGGACAGCACCCUGCGCCGCAUGUCCCCGGCCGACAGGAUGCCAGGGACAAGGCACCAGCAUGACAACAGCCAGCAGGAGCCCUAUCCUCUCUCAGUGUCCCCAGUAGAAAACAACCACUGCCUGCCUCCUUCCGAGGUGCUCCAGAAGCCCUCCAGCCCUCGCCAGGAGAACACCAGGGUCAUCCAGCUGAUGCCCAGCCCAAUCAUGCAUCCUUUGAUACUGAACCCCAGGCACUCCGAUUUCAAACCACCGAGGUUGUCUGAGGAUGGGCUGCACAGGGAUGUGAAGCCCAUCAACCUGUCCCACCGAGAAGAGUUAGCUUAUAUGAACCACAUCAUGGUGUCUGUCUCCCCUCCCGAGGACCACGCCAUGCCCAUCGGCAGGAUAGCAGACUGUAGGUUGCUUUGGGAUUAUGUUUAUCAGCUGCUUUCUGACAGCCGGUACGAAAAUUUCAUCCGAUGGGAAGAUAAGGAAUCCAAAAUCUUUCGGAUAGUGGAUCCCAAUGGGCUGGCCCGGCUGUGGGGAAACCACAAGAACAGAACAAAUAUGACUUAUGAGAAAAUGUCCAGAGCCCUACGCCACUACUACAAAUUAAAUAUUAUCCGGAAGGAGCCAGGACAAAGGCUUUUGUUCAGGUUCAUGAAGACCCCAGACGAGAUCAUGAGCAGCCGGACAGACCGCCUGGAGCACCUUGAAUCCCAGGAACUGGAUGAACAAAUAUACCAAGAGGAUGAGUGCUGAAGGAAGCAGGUGCAGCACCUCUGUGGGUCCAGGGGAGGAACAUCAGCCUGACGGUCGGCGCGCUUUGGGAGGGGCAGCCACAGGAGCAGUACUUGAGGUCACUGCUUGGCUCGAAGACCACGCAGGACCUGAAGCACCUUAACAAAACAAACUCACCGGCAGAAGUGGUGCGGGCAGGAAAGCCAAGGGGAGAAAGCCUGGACUUAUGCACUACUUCACUGUUCCUACCAAGUCUCCCUUGAGUUUUUUCUUUCUUUUUGGUUUGUUUCAGUUUUGGGGGUUUUUUUGUCAUUUUUUUUUCCCUAAUAAACAUGCAGUUUGACUUUCCUUAUCUCACAUAGGACAAGA